AUGGCUCCAGGGGAGAGCCAAGAAGGGUUUUUCUGGGAUACUCAUCCGUGGGUUAUGUCUGCUGAAAGUGGUAGUGAAGAAAAAUCUGCAGGUGUUAAGAAUCAGUUGGUCGACUCAAGCAUAGAUAAUAAUAAAAGUCAGAUGAAGCAGCGUGAGAUGGGAUCCACAGGUGGUUCAAAUGGUGGUGCUCAAGAAACUAUAGCAACAGUCAUCGGUGAUGGUGGCCUGAAAAAUGGUGAUGCUUUUAAGACUGAAGAUGUGGAUGACAAGAAGGUAAACAACCAAGGUAAUAAGCGAAAAGGAGGUGUGGAUCCAACUGAGCAUGAGUUACAUAUAUGGACUGAAAGAGAAAGGAGAAAGAAGAUGAGGAACAUGUUUCAUCAACUUCAUGCCUUGCUACCUCAGCUCUCUCCUAAGGCAGACAAGUCUACAAUCGUUGAUGAGGCUGUAAACCACAUAAAAACCCUCCAACAAACCCUCCAAAAGCUUCAAAGAAAGAAGAGAGAGAGGUUCCAUGGUUUAUCAACAAACACCACCAUUAACGCUUCCAUAAUUCAACCACAAGGACUUAUCCUCAACACAAGGGAAUCCUUUUUAGCUGAUCAAGUUUCCCCAAAUAACCACUUUGGAAUGGUGUCUCCAGCUCCAAGCUCCACCUCAUUUUCUUUCCCAAUUCGUUCACCAACAGUCUUCCAAACAUGGACUUCUUCUAAUGUCACUUUAAAUGUGUGUGGUCUCGAUGCACAUUUUAGCAUUUGCUCACCCCGAAAGCGUGGCUUAGUUACCACAAUUUGCUUUGUACUAGAGAAGCAUAAGCUGGACAUAGUUUCUGCACAUAUUUCUUCGGAUCAAAAGAAAAUCUUUUUUAUGAUUCAUGCCCAUGCAAACACUCACAAUCAAUUUGUGGAGUCAUUUCCUUAUGAUGAGGUUUACAAGCAGGCUGCAGCAGAGAUAAUGCUUUGGGUUACCUCUAAAUCGUCAUAA
Messenger RNA from Lactuca saligna, 984 nucleotides. NCBI's taxonomy places the organism in Eukaryota, Viridiplantae, Streptophyta, Magnoliopsida, Asterales, Asteraceae. The record is from the annotation of a GenBank genome assembly.